Molecule: messenger RNA, 639 nt
Organism: Zonotrichia leucophrys gambelii
Lineage: Eukaryota; Metazoa; Chordata; Aves; Passeriformes; Passerellidae
Gene: MRPL49
Product: mitochondrial ribosomal protein L49
Exons: 4
Coding region: 25-489 (154 amino acids)
Biological process (GO): translation
Cellular component (GO): mitochondrial large ribosomal subunit; ribosome
Molecular function (GO): structural constituent of ribosome
Source: RefSeq, a predicted model, not a curated record
GGGCGGGAAGGAGGAGGAGCCAAGAUGGCGGCGAUGGCGGCGCUGGGCCGGAGGCUGCGGGCGCUGGGCCGGGGGGUCAGGGGGAUGCAGAGCCCUCCCCGCUACGAGGAGUCCACGGCCGAGUUCGGGUUCGUGCAGCGCCUGCUGCCCCCCAGCCGCAUCCCCGACCCCCCCCCGCACCCCAAAUACCCCACCCCGUCCGGAUGGAGCCCCCCCAAAGACCCCCCCCCGGAGCUGCCCUACCUGGUGCGCCGCUCCCGCCUGCACAACCUGCCCGUGUACGAGGGGCAGCGCCAGGGCCGGCGCCUGACGGAGCUGCGCCGCAUCCACGGCGACAUCUGGGCGCUGCAGCGGGACCUGAGCGCGUUCCUGGGCUCCCUGGGCGUCCCCGAGGUGGCGGCGCAGGUGAACGAGGUGACGGGGACGCUGCGGCUGCGCGGGCACUGCGCGCCCCAGGUGAGGCAGUGGCUGCUCCAGAGGGGCUUCUAGGGAGCCCCGGGGCUGCUGGGGGACCCCAGACGCUGCCCCGGGACCCCCAGAGAUCGGGGGAGCCAAAGAUCCGCAAGGGGGACCCCGAAGUCUGCGAGGGAUCGGCUGUGGGAGCACCCGGAGCUGCUGGAAAUGGAGCCUGGGCAGGGA